CAUUAGUGGAACUGUUUGAAGUUAGAAACUAGGCUAGUGAUGUGAUAUCGAAGAGAGUGAUCAUCUGUGGUGCUAAUUAACGUAUCGGUCUCGUUGGGGUGUAACAACGGUUCCAAAUCAGCGGAAAACCUUGACAUUUCGCACACGCACACAAACCGUGAGUUCCGUUGACGCGUGCUUUUUUGACAACCACCGGUGACUGCGCAACACACCUGUUGUGCCGGGAUGUGACACGCAAAACCCGGCCCGCCUUUUGUACCAUACUUAGAAAUAAUAGUUACAGAUUUAACUUGAAGAAAGCUUGUCGAGUGCUAACUUUCAGUGAGGAGCAAAAUGCAUCGGUUUCGUCAAACAAUAUUUAGUGUUAUAACCGUACCAUACGGUGGCCUGCGGCGAACAUCGUUCCACACGGCGAAGACAACGUUAUCAGAAGCCGACAACGCAACCCAUCUAUCGGAACAGGCGGCGACGUCAUCAGGGCCAAGGGAAUCAGAGUGGAAAAAUGAUAAGAACCCUUCGACCAGCGCAACCGAUCGGAAGCAAACCGGGACGAUCACUACGAGCAACAACGACGGUGCUACUCUGACGGACACAUUCGGCCGCUUUCACAGCUAUCUGCGAAUUUCACUCACCGAGCGGUGCAACCUGCGGUGCAAGUACUGCAUGCCGGAGGACGGUGUGACGCUAACGGCCAAGGAACGACUGUUAACCGGUUCGGAAGUGAUUCGAUUGGCGCAACUCUUCGUCGCCGAAGGUGUGCGGAAGAUACGGCUGACUGGCGGUGAACCGACGGUACGCAAGGAUCUCGCCGAGAUCGUUGGCCAGCUGAAGGCCAUCCGGGGCCUCGAGAGCGUGGGUAUUACGACCAACGGAAUCAUGCUCACGCGUCAACUCGUCGGUCUGCAGAGGGCAGGCCUCGAUGCGCUCAACGUCAGCCUCGACACGCUAAGAGCGGCCCGCUACGAGCAAAUCACCCGCCGCAAGGGUUGGGAGCGCGUGAUCGCCGGCCUCGAUCUGGCCAGCCAGCUCGGCUACCGGCCGAAGGUGAACUGUGUGCUGAUGAAAGCAACACUUCCAAGUUCAUUCGUACAAACACGCCGUUCUGGCUCGCUGGCGCCUGCUGCCGGAUCCACCGGCUCCCCGUCGGUGCGGUUCUACUCCUCGCUCAGUCACGUGGACGAACACACUGGCCGCGCGACAAUGGUGGACGUGGACGAAAAGGUAUCGACGAAGCGGGUGGCCAAAGCGCAGGCCACCGUGUACGUCGGUCCUACGAUUGCGGCCCUCAUCGAGAACAACGAGCUGAAAAAGGGGGACGUCCUGUCCAUCUCACAGAUGGCCGCCAUUGUGGCGGCCAAGAAAACGUCCGAUCUGAUCCCGCUGUGCCACAACAUUCCGCUUUCGUCGAUCAAGGUUGAAACGAGCCUGAACAGCUCCACAAACGAGGUCCACAUUCUGGCCAAGGUAAAGUGCGACGGCAAGACGGGCGUAGAGAUGGAAGCCCUGACGGCCGUGUCCGUCGCCGCCCUGACCGUGUACGACAUGUGUAAGGCGGUUUCGCACGAGAUACUCAUCAAGAACAUAAUGCUGGUGGAGAAGACGGGCGGGAAGAGCGAGUUCUACAGGAAGCAGUUCCACCACGAACCGACACUCGAGUCGCGGGCGGCCGCUAGCCGCGAGUCGAAGGAACUACCAAUCAUCACACGGGCCUACCGAACGGAUCCGAUCGUCACGAAGGAACCGUUUGUGCCGAUUUACAUUUAAUCACCGGACCGGGAUCGCAGAACGUCGACAGAAGCUUAGCAUGUAGAGAGACUUUAUUCAUUAGACCAGUCGUCAUCCAAUCGGCGCGCACGCUGGAUAAUUGCUCCUCAAAAUUUGUCGUCCACCAGCGCCGCUUGGCCCCAGUCGAGCGCCAUCCGGGUGCUGCCGCGCGAAAUGGCGCACAGCUUCACCACCAGCUCGCCGUACGUCUCCGACGACAGACCCUUGUGCUUUGACCCGUCGGCCAGAAUCUUGGGGUCGCGCAUCUCCGGAUUGACGCCACUAAUCCAGCUCAUCACCGCCGAACAGGCGUUGGCGUACUUCGGGAUGAAGAGGGGCGCACGCAGGGUGCGCUCCGCCGAGUGAGACCCACUCAGUGGGCAGUGGACGCGCGCGUAACCACGGUUAGUUUCCACGUUCCACACGUUCGCACCGUACAGACUGAAGAUGAUCUGUGGCCAACCGUACGGGUUGGUCGAUUUCAUCGUAAACUCGAUCGGCAUGUUGAACACGACCGUCCGGUAGUCGGACUCGGUGCGGGCACUUUGCGUGACGGCCGAUUGCAGACCGGACACCAACUCCCAGUCCGGACCGGCCACGAUGUCGUAGCGGCAGAAGAGCCCACUGCCAUCCGGACCCAUCGGGAAGUAGGCUGAUUCCAGUUGGCCGGUGACGGUAAGAUGGAAGAAACUUUCACUUUCGCCCGAUGUUAACUGCAGCUCGAGCAUGGUUUGGCCGCACCCACAAACAGGCAAGGAUUGGCCAACGAGAAUUGCCCAGUGAACGCGCAAAUUAUUAGACGUUAGACGUUUUUGAGAAACGAUUGCAGCACUGCUGUGUGGUGCACAACAGGUUUCCAUGGUGACGGAAGGAGUGCUGAUGUGUCACACGCACCUUCGACAACAUGACUUAUUUUGGAGCGGUUUAAAAUAAGAAAUGAUUCUAGCGAUUAGUGCAACCCAACUUGUUUUGUCUUAGAUUUAGGUCGUUCUUAUUAUUGGAACUGAAAUAAAAAGAAAAAUGAUUUUUCUUACGUUGCA
Anopheles cruzii is the source of this 2804-nucleotide messenger RNA. RefSeq names its product molybdenum cofactor biosynthesis protein 1 (gene Mocs1). The coding region runs from base 334 to 1764 and encodes 476 amino acids. Gene Ontology annotation, biological process: Mo-molybdopterin cofactor biosynthetic process. Lineage: Eukaryota; Metazoa; Arthropoda; Insecta; Diptera; Culicidae. The record is from RefSeq and is a predicted model, not a curated record. Gene Ontology annotation, molecular function: GTP 3',8'-cyclase activity; 4 iron, 4 sulfur cluster binding; metal ion binding. The transcript is spliced from 3 exons.